AAGGCACAGCUAGGAUGCAUACAAGCUGAUGUCGACGCCGAAAGCCCCAGGCUAUUUCAAGCAACUCUGGUAUGGAUGGAAGAGUUUGAAGCUACCAUGGCGACGACAGUUCCUUGUCGGUGCAGACUUGGCCGGCAACACUUUCUGGGAGUUCAAGGACGCCCUGAACUCGAACCGGUUUAGGAGGAUCGUGAAGUAUGCGAGAGCGCCACACUAUGCGGAUGUGAAGAUUACUGCGCAAUGGCAUCAAUGGCUUCGCCACACCCGCGCAGACGCGCCGACCAUCCAAGAGCAGCAAUACGACGUCUCCCGCCAAGCAAUGAUGAAGCAGCUCGCCGCCAAAGCAGACGAGCGUUGGAAGUCUGUGCCAUCAUUCCUUGACUCUCCGGCGAGGCAGCAACCGCAACCUGCGACGCAGCCCAAGGAUCCGGGCGGGUACGCGCCACAGACGGAACCAGAGCAACAUCAAGGCGUGACGAGUGGAGUUGAAGAUCCGAUUAAAGUGCAGCAGGUAGCUCAAGAAGGCAAGGAUGGGAAGGAGGUGGAUGAGGGAAGAUUCAAGGGACGGACGAGGGAGAAGCCGAGGGUGGCAGAGGAGAAUCCAUGGCAGAGACAGCAGCGAGGUGCACCGAGCGAGAAUUGGCAGCCGCAGGCAUGGACACCUGGAGCUGCACAGCGAAGGUAG
Baudoinia panamericana UAMH 10762 is the source of this 685-nucleotide messenger RNA. RefSeq lists its product as uncharacterized. The coding region runs from base 29 to 685 and encodes 218 amino acids. Gene Ontology annotation, cellular component: membrane. Lineage: Eukaryota; Fungi; Ascomycota; Dothideomycetes; Mycosphaerellales; Teratosphaeriaceae. The record is from RefSeq and is a predicted model, not a curated record. Gene Ontology annotation, biological process: mitochondrial respiratory chain complex I assembly. The transcript has 2 exons.